AUGUCUAGAUAUGAUAGAUAUAAAGAUAUACCUAUAUACUUAAAGAAUCAUUUUCUGUGAUCAAACAACCUAUAUCUUAAUUGAGAUUAAGAUUUAGUAAUCAGUCUGAAAAUAUUAUUUUCAUAAAAAGGCAUAGCUCCAGAUCCAGUAAUAAUCAUUCUCACUCCCCCCCCCCCUCCGUGAGCGAACAAAACCAUUAGAAAAAUCGCCAUUUUUUGACCAAAAACCCACCCUCCGUGAGUGAACAAAAAUUUUUUUUAAUAGAAAAAAUUUUAAUGGAAAAAAAUUUUGAUAUAUAAGUGAUAAUUAGUAUAAUGAAAUCUAGAGCUAAUUCUGUUUAAUUUUAAACAAAUUGCGUUUUAAAACAUAAAUUUUGCAAAUUAAAUUAAUAUUUGCUUCCCAAUUUUUGCAAAUUAGGAUUUUUUUUUUUAAAAAAAUUUCGAAAAAAAUAUUUUUUAUAAAAUUUAUAUAUAAAUUUUUUUAAAAAAAAAAAAAAAAACCCCCCUCCGUGAGCGAACAAAAUUUUUUUUUGUUCGCUCACGGAGGGGGGGGGGGGGAGUCAGCAAUAUAAAGUAUUGUAUGACUCCUCUCAAAGUGAAAGGGGAAAUGACAGAAGAAACGAUUACAGGGAUGACAGAGAUCGACAUCGAAGAGAUGACAGACGAGAUGAUAGAUGAGAUUACAGACGAGACGACCGAAGAGACGACAGAAGGGAUGACAGACGUGACGAUAAAUACAGAAGAGAUGAUCGAAGCUAUGAAAGAAGAAAAAGCAGAUCACGAACUCCUCCAAGAAAGCGAUCUCCUUCCCCUCAACUAUUGGAUGCCAUUUUGGAGGGGCAUAUUUCAGAAAACUUAGAAGUCAAUAACAAGGCCUAUAAAUGUGUGGUAGAUGAUUUCAAAGUAAAACUAGAAAACAAUAUUGAUCCACUCAAUUUUUCACCGCAGCCGAUUUUAGCUUGGCCAAUUGAUGAAGACAUGGACAACAUUAUUGAGGAUUCAAGAAAAUUGAGAUCACUCACAAUGCAAAUUGACCAUAAUUUGGGUGAUACAAAGCUGAAGGUUUUCCAGGCUGAGCUGAAGGUUAAAGAAUGCGAAGAUGCUCUUAGGCUGAUUAGAGAGCAAAUGAAUAGUUAUGAAAUUUAA
Blepharisma stoltei is the source of this 1145-nucleotide messenger RNA. NCBI's taxonomy places the organism in Eukaryota, Ciliophora, Heterotrichea, Heterotrichida, Blepharismidae. The record is from the annotation of a GenBank genome assembly.